GCAGGAUAAAUAGCAGCUUGGCUUCGCUGGUUCCUCUCUGCAUUCUCUCCGUCCUCCCAACAAUAUGCAUCUUGCCAGUUUGGUCAGUUCUUGCUCCCUCCUACUGCUAUUGGGGGCCCUGCCUGGAUGGGCAGCCAGUGAUGACCCCAUUGAGAAGGUCAUUGAAGGGAUCAACCGAGGGCUGAGCAACGCAGAGAGAGAGGUGGGCAAGGCCCUGGAAGGCAUCAAUAAUGGCAUCACUCAAGCUGGAAGGGAAGUGGAGAAAGUUUUUAAUGGACUUAGCAACAUGGGGAGCCAGGCCGGCAAGGAGCUGGACAAAGGCGUCCAGGGGCUCAACCACGGCAUGGACAAGGUAGCUCAUGGUAUCAACAAUGGCGUCGGACAAGCAGGAAAGGAAGCAGAGAAGUUUAUCCAUGGGGCUAACAACGCUGCUGGACAGGUUGGGAAGGAGGCAGACAAAGUGAUUCAAGGGGUCCAUCAUGGGGUCAACCAGGCGGGAAGUGAGGCAGGGAGGUUUGGCCAGGGGGUCCACCAUGCCGCUGGGCAGGCUGGGAACGAGGCGGGGAGGUUUGGCCAGGGGGUCCACCAUGCCGCGGGGCAGGCUGGGAACGAGGCGGGGAGGUUUGGCCAGGGGGUCCACCAUGCCUCGGGGCAGGCUGGGAACGAGGCGGGGAGGUUUGGCCAGGGGGUCCACCAUGCCGCUGGGCAGGCUGGGAACGAGGCGGGGAGGUUUGGCCAGGGGGUCCACCAUGCCGCUGGGCAGGCUGGGAACGAGGCUGGGAGGUUUGGCCAGGGGGUCCACCAUGCCGCUGGGCAGGCUGGGAACGAGGCGGGGAGGUUUGGCCAGGGGGUCCACCAUGCCGCAGGGCAGGCUGGGAACGAGGCGGGGAGGUUUGGCCAGGGGGUCCACCAUGCCGCUGGGCAGGCUGGGAACGAGGCGGGGAGGUUUGGCCAGGGGGUCCACCAUGCCGCUGGGCAGGCUGGGAACGAGGCGGGGAGGUUUGGCCAGGGGGUCCACCAUGGGAUUGAUGAGGCUUGGAAGGAAACUGAGAAGUUUGGCCAGGGAGUCCACCAUGCCGCUGGGCAGGCUGGGAACGAGGCUGGGAGGUUUGGCCAGGGAGUCCACCAUGCCGCAGGGCAGGCUGGGAACGAGGCAGGGAGGUUUGGCCAGGGGGUCCACCAUGCCGCUGGGCAGGCUGGGAACGAGGCGGGGAGGUUUGGCCAGGGGGUCCACCAUGGGAUUGAUGAGGCUUGGAAGGAAACUGAGAAGUUUGGCCAGGGUGUCCACCAUGCCGCUGGGCAGGCUGGGAACGAGGCUGGGAGGUUUGGCCAGGGGGGGGUUCACCAUGGGAUUGAUGAGGCCUGGAAGGAGGCAGAGAAGUUUGGCCAGGGGGUCCACCAUGCCGCUGGGCAGGCUGGGAAAGGAGGUGACAAAAUAGUCCAAGGGGUCCAUCAUGGGAUUAACCAGGCUGGGAAGGAGGUGGAGUGGUUUGGGCAGGAUGCUCAUUAUGCCGCAGGACAGAGUGAAAAGGAAGGAGACAAAAUAGUCCAAGGUGUCCAUCCUGGGGUCAACCAGGCCGGGAAGGAGGUGGAGCAGUUUGGCCAUGGGGUCCACCGUGAGGUUAAUGAGGCCUGGAAGGAGGCAGAGAAGUUUGGUCAGGGGGCCCACCAUGCAGCAGGGCAGGCUGGGAAAGAAGGGGACAAAGUGGUCCAAGGGGUCCACAAUGGAGUCAACCAGGCUGGGAAGGAGGUGGAACAGUUGGGCCAGGGAGUUCACCAUGCCGUUGAACAGGCUGGAAAGGAAGCAGACAAAGUAGUCCACGGGGUCUACGAUGGGGUCAACCAGGCCGGGAAGGAGGCAGAGAAAUUUGGCCAAGGGGUCAACCACGCUGCUGGCCAGGCUACAAAGGAAGCGGAGAAACUUGGCCAAGGUGUCCACCAUGCUGCUGGCCAGGCCGGGAAGGAGGUGGACAGGUUGCAGCAGAAUGUUCAUUAUGGGGUCAACCAAGACGGCAAGGAGGCCAACCAGCUGCUGAAUGGCGGUCACCAAGGCGGAUCCACCGGCCAUCACGGAGGGGGCGCAACCACAACCUUAACAUCUGGAGCUUCGGUCAACAAGCCCUUCAUCAGCUUUCCAGCUCUAUGGAGGAGCGUCGCCAACAUCAUUCCCUAAACUGAUGCACUGGCUUGCUGAGCAGACUGGCUUUCCUGUUGGCAUAUCAGCUGAAAUGCCUUGGAAGAGCUAGGGAUGGGAGGCGGGUAGAUUUUGGGAGUCCCUUGAGGGAACUGUAUUGAGAUUUGUGAAUAAAUAUGAUACUACAUGCUCUCA
Molecule: messenger RNA, 2329 nt
Organism: Pipistrellus kuhlii (Kuhl's pipistrelle)
Lineage: Eukaryota; Metazoa; Chordata; Mammalia; Chiroptera; Vespertilionidae
Gene: SBSN
Product: suprabasin
Exons: 6
Coding region: 65-2173 (702 amino acids)
Source: RefSeq, a predicted model, not a curated record